AUGAUUAGACGUCCUGCAUUUAAGUGUUUGCGUUACCUUUGUCUUCUAAAGGGACAAUAUGAAAAGCAAUGAACCUCCAUUUCCAAAAAAGUCUCAGAUAAUCGAACUGCCAACUGACGGGCCUACAUGUUCACAUGGUCCUAUGUUAAAAAUAGUUGAUCAGACCUCCCGUUCGUUUCAUUAUGCUUGUUCGGCAUUUCGUGAUAAAGGUGAAUGUGAGAAACAGGACUUGUACCAGAGUAACACUUUAAGAAACUGGUCAUCGGAAGAUAUUCUUGGGAUAAGUCAGUCAGAUAGAGCCUAUUGUUACACUUGUGAUUGUUUGUUUUCAUUGUCACUGAGUGGACAAAAGCAUGAAGUGCACGAGUAUAGGAAAAACUUAUCAGAUAAUCUAUUGGGAAUGCCAUCAUACCUGCUAAAACCGCUGGAAAAUUCUAAGGCUCAUGCACAAUAUUUUUUUUCUUUAGACACUUUGAAUCGACUGUACUCCAUCAUUCAAAAACUUUCAGUAGACUAUGUCAUCUGUAUUGGUUCACCACGUCUACAUGACUUCAUCCAACUUCAACAUAUACAUAGAGGACAAUUAUUGGACUCAUAUUUAUUAGAUAUGGACAUUCGGCUGUCUAGUUUCUAUCAUCCACAUCGUUACUCACGAUAUAAUAUGGUAAACGGAUUUUUCUUCAGUCGAACGGAAGAAGAAAAUUUUCAUCAUUUCAUCAAAAAUAAUAUAAAGCCUGAUGAUAAAUGCUCCAUAUUUUGUGAUCCUCCAUUCUCUGCACCAUUGUCAUUAAUUGUGAAGCAGAUCAAUUCAAUAAUACAGUAUAUUUCAAGCUUCCAAAUUACUAAAAAUAAUUGCAAGAGUUUAAAUCAAAAUGAUAUUCCAUAUCUGCUAGUCCUCCCGUUUUUCUUCGAGAAAAAGCUGCAAAAGAUUGCCCCAUUUUUAAACUUGCUGGAUUAUAAAAUCACUUAUGAAAACCACUCAAGACUGGAUUGUGAUAUCACUGAUAAUCGAAACCACAGGGAUUUAACUAACAAAAUUGGUGAUCAUUCAAAUAGAGGACAGAGGCGCGACUCAAUUGUUCGCUUGUUUACAAGUUUACUUCCUUCUUUGGUCCAUCCACCUAAAUCAAUAGAGAAAUGUUUCAGGUUUUGUGAAAUUUGUCAACGUUAUUCGCACAUAACAAAUCUACACUGUCCUAAAUGUGAUCGUUGCACAACUAAACAUGGACCAACCUAUGUACACUGUGAUAAAUGUAAUCGUUGUAGACCUGCAAAGAAAUUUCAUUGCGAUCAAUGUAAACAUUGUGUAUCUAUCAAUCAAUGCGUUCAUCAAUCCAAACGCAAAAAGCUCUCUUACAAUACAUCUGAUAAUUUGUAAUCUGUUCCGUCAUCCUACAUCUUCCAUGAGAUCCUUGUACUUUAAAUUUAGGAAAAAAAUGACCAACUGGAUUAUCUUGUUGAUCUUUAUUCAUUCUAAUUGUGAUUAAAGCGUAUAUUCUCUGUUGUUGUUGUUGGGUGUAUGGUCGUGGUAGUAUUUUGUUAUUAAGUUUAACAAAUUCCCUAAUGAUGCUAACAAAUGUUAAUGGUUCUUAUUGUUUUAAAUAUUUUCUUAUAUGUUUUAUCAUUUUCUCAAUGAUAGUUUAUUAUUAUUAUUAUUAUAAUAACAAUUUUAAUUCAUUGUAUGAUAUAAUGAUUAUUUCAAAUGAAGAAUAUACAAGAAAAUUUCAACAAUCAUAUUAUCAAUUACCUUUGUAUAUGAAUAAACAUUGUACAUAUUCUACAUGUUUCAAUAUUAGUAAUUGUGUUCGUGAAAUUAUUGACAAAUCAUUACAUAAUAUUAGAAUUUAUAUUUAUCCUUUAAAUGAUAGUUUAAUGUUUACAAGUUUUAGUCAACAAUUUAUUUCCUUAUAUAAUACCAUUAUAUCUAGUAAAUAUUAUGUGAAUCAAAUUGAAGAAGCAUGUAUUAUUAUCCCAGGAUUAGAUUUAUUAUAUGCUUAUCCAGAUGAUAAUCAAAUGAUCGAUUUAUCUAUGCGUUAUUUACAUCAUUUGCCAAGCUGGAACGAAGGGAAAAAUCAUUUAAUUAUUAAUUUUCUUUCAAAUGAAAAAUUAAAAUAUACAGCUUCAGCUGUUGUUGCCAGUGCUAGUCAUACAAGUUUAACGUUCAGAUCGAAAUUUGAUAUAGUUCUACCGGCAUUUAAUCCAUUGACUGCUGUAGUGAAUCAACGUAUUCAUGAGAGACGUACUAUUUUUUUAAUUGUUUUCCAAUCAACUGAUCAAAAUUUGAUCUACCAAGUGCAAUACCUCCUAUUAGAUUCUCGCACGUCAAAUUCAAAUUUAGUGCGCCCCAUACUUGUUCUAGACUCUUCAUCAAACCAAUCUAAUACAACCUAUAAUCAACGUUUUGUGCUAGUAUCUGAAUCACCAUAUCGUCAAGGUGUGGAAAAAUGGAUAGACUAUUCGGAAUCAUUGUGUUCUAGUGAAUUUUGUUUGAUCAUUGAUGCGGACAAUUUAAACCGUUUUAAUUUGUAUGAUAGUCUAGCUUGUGGUUGUAUCCCGGUGAUUGUCAAUGAUGAUAUUGUUUUACCUUUCUCAGAAGUUCUUGAUUGGUAUAAAAUUGCUAUUCAUAUUCCACAAGUUAAAUUUCAAAAGAUUCCAUCCAUCUUAUCAACAUAUUCAUCAAAAGAAAAAUCUCUCCUUCGAAAACAGAUAAUGUUUAUUUAUCAACGUUAUUUUUCAUCAAUAGAGAAAAUUAUAUUGACCACUUUGGACAUAUUAAAUGAUCGUGUAUUUCCUCAAUAUUCACGGUCUUAUGCUGAAUGGAAUUAUCCUAAUUAUUCUAAGGUUGGACUACCUAUAUCUCCAGUAUUAUUUUACCCUGCUAAAGCUUUUACACGUACUGGAUUUACUGCUCUCAUUCGAGCUCAUAAUCAUUUCACAAUACUUUGUAUUUUGUUAAAAUCGAUUCAGUCUGUAAAAUCCUUGAGACGGAUUGUUGUUGUAUGGACAAAUAAAAUAUAUCCAGUUCCUGAUUCUACAUUAUGGCCAUCUUUAAUAGUUCCUUUAAAUGUAGUUCGUUCAGCUUAUGGUUCAGUGAAUGGUCGAUUUUUUCCUUAUCGACAAAUAAUAACUGAAGCUGUUUUUUCUAUUGAAGAAGAUACAUGCUUACCGUCGGUUGAGUUAAUCGAACGUGCAUUUGAGUUAUGGUGCCAAAAUCCUGAACGAUUAAUAAGCUUAUCCGAUCAAUCCAUCUGGAAUUUAUUUGAUAAUAAUCAAUCCUUUUCUGCUAGUUUUUCAUCAGUGUUUUUCCAUAAACAUUAUUUACAUCUGUAUACAGAUCUUUUAGCAAGUUCUGUCAAAGCAUUUAUAGAUGAUUUAGAUACAUGUGAAGAUAUCUUCUUUUAUUGGUUCAUUAUACAAACAUCUAAUGGUCAGUCGGUGUUGAGCACCAGUGGCAGUAACCGUUCAUCUACAAACAAUUAUUCAUCUAAUCUGUAUAAUUUAUCAAAUGAAUGUAAUAUUACACCGAAACAUUGUUCAUUUCAUGUAAGUCGAUUGAAAUCUUUUGUACAACAAUUUGACAGAACAAGUUAUUAUCCAAUGAAAAUUUCUCAUAUAACAGCUGGUGCCUUAUAA
Messenger RNA from Schistosoma haematobium, 3633 nucleotides. RefSeq names its product Exostosin-2. Bases 1564 to 3633 code for a protein of 689 amino acids. The record is from RefSeq and is a predicted model, not a curated record. The transcript is spliced from 16 exons. Gene Ontology annotation, biological process: rRNA methylation. Gene Ontology annotation, cellular component: membrane; nucleolus; cytoplasm. NCBI's taxonomy places the organism in Eukaryota, Metazoa, Platyhelminthes, Trematoda, Strigeidida, Schistosomatidae. Gene Ontology annotation, molecular function: glycosyltransferase activity; rRNA (adenine-N6-)-methyltransferase activity.